Molecule: messenger RNA, 585 nt
Organism: Trichoderma gamsii
Lineage: Eukaryota; Fungi; Ascomycota; Sordariomycetes; Hypocreales; Hypocreaceae
Product: 2OG-Fe(II)oxygenase
Exons: 3
Source: RefSeq, a predicted model, not a curated record
UGUCGAAUAUGCCAGGUCAACCGUCGUCUAUUACUCACUGAGACCAGGGUUCCAAGGCUGAGAGUUGUGAAAUUUUGCGUGCGGAGUACAUCUGGUGGUACCUGCACCGCCACAGCACUGGAAGAGAUCUCAGCUGCGAUAGAAGUGGGUCAAAGGGACGCUGUGGCGCGAGCUCAGGCUGGCAAGGCUGGGCUUGUGAUGUCACGAUUCCCUACCAGGCAAAAACGAACGAUUGAUGCCUUCUUCAAUUCUGCUCCAAAGCGGGCGCGCAUCGAUGUCGUCGAAGAAAGAAGUACACCAGACGAGCAAGAUGAGAUUACUACAACAUCGCAACAUCUACAUUAUCCAUUUCCAAUCACUGAUUUUCCAGCAUCGGUAAGCAAAGAGCUAUCAUCUUUACCAGCUCGCCCUGCUCGGGUCAUCAACAACGAGCCAGACCUGGAUCUACUGUAUUACGAGCCUUAUAUCCCCGAAUACCUUGCGCGUCAGAUCUUUCAACAUUUGCGCGCAGAAUUGCCUUUUUAUAAAGUAGAGUAUCAAAUCAAGCGAGGAGGCAUUGAGACUCAGGUGCGCACGCCAAGGUAA